GUGAUCACAGCGCACGUGGCAAGUAUUGUGUUAGGACACUUUUUUAGUUACGUUUCUUUAUUGGUUGGAAUGAAGUCGUGUCUGAAUAAAUAAAAUCGAAGAGAAAAAUUCUAACAGCAGUGUUCAUUGUCUCCAUGUAUUGUCAAUGCAGUGCGCGAGAUCGGAGUACGCGUGGAGCGGAAGCGGCCGCCACCGUGCGUGGCCAGUUCGUCGAGUGCGACCACGUGCCUGCUGCGGAGUACAGCCUCGACGUCUUCGGCUGCAGGAUACGCAUCCACCCACGUGACACGGUGCCAUGCGCGUUGACGAUGCUGAAAUUCACCAUGGCUGAGAACAACGGCGACACGGACGGCGUGGCUACUCUGAGCAGCUGCAUUUGGAGGCUGCACGCGAGGUUCUCGCCGACCAGAGUACAACAGCCAACAGCCCAACAGCCCCAAGCUCUGCAGGCGGCGUUACGGCCAACUCACGUGUGCUCAUCUUAGCUGAACGUGCGUUCCCUCCUGACCACGUGACCGGCGACUUCAAGAUGCACUCGGAUCGCUGGCACAAUGGCCACACCAGACGUAUAGGAGCUAACUGGGGGCUCCACUACAUUCAAAGGAUGGUCACCUUGCGCACGGUUUGGCGAGGCCCUCCCCAGCAACCGCUGCGAGCUAGUCGCCGUGUCGCUGUCGCCUUGACGAUAGUGCAGCGAUACUGUGGCGCCGCUUGCGGCGAGUGCGGGCGCUUUUCUUUAGUAAUUUUCUUUAUUUUUUCAAUGUAUUGGUGUGAAAGUAGUGUCGAUAUAUGUGUUUAGAAUAAAGUUGUUUGCGAUCGAAAUAUGUUGCUAUGUUGAUUCCUGGAGCAUGGUAUUUGUGGGCGAUGGUAAUGGGCGAAAUCGAAUGAGCCCUGCACUCUAUUUCUUGCUGCCAUUCUGUUUUUUUUUUUUCAUAACUAUUCCGUUUCAAAGCGACGACGUGAUCACGGCAAACUUGCCUCGCGACUUGGGAGCCAGACCAGAGAAAUGGCUCUGUUCGUGUGCUCGGCUGUAAUAUCCUGCAAUGUAGUCUAAUCCACGGAAGCACAGGGUUGGCUGGAAUUUCACGCCGCAUUGCUCGAAACCAAGUCCCUAUAAAGCUACCAGGAUUCAGCCUUCCUUUUUAAGGAUCAUUUAGAGGACAGUCGCAAAUUCGAGCGCAUAGUUACACACGGAAGGAUGAAGUAGAAGCACAAGAAAAUGAUUACCCGGAUUAUUA
Messenger RNA from Dermacentor andersoni, 1238 nucleotides. NCBI's taxonomy places the organism in Eukaryota, Metazoa, Arthropoda, Arachnida, Ixodida, Ixodidae. The record is from RefSeq and is a predicted model, not a curated record.